This is a messenger RNA of Condylostylus longicornis, 353 nucleotides long. RefSeq names its product 40S ribosomal protein S29 (gene RpS29). Gene Ontology annotation, molecular function: zinc ion binding; structural constituent of ribosome. The coding region runs from base 65 to 235 and encodes 56 amino acids. Gene Ontology annotation, biological process: translation. The record is from RefSeq and is a predicted model, not a curated record. NCBI's taxonomy places the organism in Eukaryota, Metazoa, Arthropoda, Insecta, Diptera, Dolichopodidae. Gene Ontology annotation, cellular component: cytosolic small ribosomal subunit; ribosome. The transcript is spliced from 3 exons.
UUUUGACAAUGUCGAAAUUGGCCUAUCAAUUUUUCUCUUUUCGUUUAGCUUAGGAAGAUUAAACAUGGGUUUUGCAAAUCUCUGGUAUUCACAUCCUAGAAAAUAUGGUCAAGGCUCACGACAAUGUCGUGCUUGCUCCAACAGACACGGUUUAAUUCGCAAGUAUGGUUUGAAUAUAUGCCGCCAAUGCUUCCGAGAAUAUGCUAAUGAUAUUGGAUUCAAAAAGCUUGAUUAACUCGGUUAUCUACUUGGAAUAUCUACUUUAACCAAACUAAAAGCGAAAUGGUGGUUAUUUUGAAUUAAAUCAAAGAAUAAAAAAAUACAAUUCAAUAAAGACUUUUAUUUUUCAUAAA